This is a messenger RNA of Pecten maximus, 2162 nucleotides long. Its product is annotated as 7-alpha-hydroxycholest-4-en-3-one 12-alpha-hydroxylase-like. The transcript has 5 exons. The coding region runs from base 184 to 1662 and encodes 492 amino acids. Gene Ontology annotation, biological process: cholesterol homeostasis; bile acid biosynthetic process. Gene Ontology annotation, molecular function: steroid hydroxylase activity; iron ion binding; heme binding. Lineage: Eukaryota; Metazoa; Mollusca; Bivalvia; Pectinida; Pectinidae. The record is from RefSeq and is a predicted model, not a curated record.
AGCGUGGUCUAUAAAUACAGAGGUACACACCAAAUCAAACCAGAACCAGCAUCUACGAUCAACCGCAACGAGAUCCAUUACGCAACGCCUAUAUCAACUACUAGAAAUCUGUUGCUGUGUACAACGUCUUAAUCAACAAUCAAUACUUCAUUUAAUCCAUCAAUUAAAGAAUACAUCACAAAAAUGGUUGCUGCAUCAGUAUAUCUCGCCAUAGUCGCAGUGGUCUUGACUGUCGCCUAUCUCAAGACAUUAUACAGGAGAAGAAGAAGCAGUGAGCCACCGAUCCCAAAAGGACAUUUUAUUUGGGGAAAUGGAGCUGACUUUUCUAAACAUGCCGUAAAAUAUCUUCACAAAACACAGAAGAAGCUCGGAGACAUCUUCACAAUCAGACUCCUUCAUCAGCAUCUUACAGUAAUUAUGGAUCCACAUUCGUACGAGUCCUUUGUGAAAGAAACAAGCUUUGACUUUGACCCGAUCCAGAAACAAGUGAACCACAAUGUGUUCAGCUUUGCUCUUAUCGAUGCAAAGAAAAUGUUGAAAGAAGCAGCUAAAAAGGUUCGCGGAUCGCAUUUACACAAAGGUAUGGAACAGUAUUCCAAGCAUUUGAACGCUACGCACAUUGGGGUAACAAGCACAGAAGGAUUUGGGCCUUCAACAGAAUGGAGAACGGACGGUCUUCGGCAGUUUAACUCCAAAACGUUAUUUGUCAGUAUGUUCUACACAAUCUUCGGCAAGGGAAAGUCCACAGACGUAUUCGAACCUUUAACCGUUUAUAAAAACUUUGACCUUUUCCACAAGUAUUUCAAUUAUCUUUGGUUGGGAAUGCCCGUGAACAUGUUCCCAAAGGCUUUAAAGGCACUGAGUGUGUUGUGUCAGCAGCCCGAAUCAGCUGAACUCUUAAGCAGAGAGGAUGUUUCAGAAUAUAUCAGAUUCUCAACGCAAUUCAUGUUAGAGAACGGACAGUCGGAACAGGACAUUAUUGGACACAACUUGGUUUACCUCCACGUAAACUACAACACUUUUAGGAUGGCGUUCUGGUCCGUGCUCUACCUCAUGCAGCACAAAGAAGCACUCCAUGCUCUGAGGGAAGAGAUUCAGGACGUCGUCGACACAAAACUCUCAAACGGAGAAGUCAACGAGGAUGGAGAGGUUGUCUUGACCCUGGAAGACGUCGACUCUAUGGUUCUAUUAGACAGUAACACGAAAGAAACAUUACGCAUGUGCAGCGGUGUCUUCAUGGUCCGUGCUAUAACCGCCGAUACGUCAUUUGAGAUGAGCAACGGUCAAAAGUACGACUUGCGUGAAGGAGACAAGGUUGCAAUGUACCCACCCACAAUUCAUCAGGAUCCAGAGAUCUUCGAAAACCCAGAGUCCUACAAACAUGACAGAUUUGUUGAUGCCAAAUUCUAUAAGUACGGCAAGGAGAUCAGAAACCCGAUUCUUUCCUUUGGAUCGCUGUGCCCUGGUAAAAAGUACGCUAUCACACAAGGAAAGUGGUUCCUAUUAUCACUCGUGUACAAAUUUGACUUUGAACUCUGUGAUGGUGAAACAACCGAGCUGGAUGUGAAAUACUAUGGACAUGAAAUUCUGCCGCCAACCAAUGACGUACAGAUCAGAUACAGGAUGAGGGAAAAUACGCACACAUUAGCUUUCAGUUCAUGAUACUUUGAACGGAAUUACGAUGGACUGCUUGGGAAAGCAAUGUGAAAGUAUAAUUGUUCCUUGUAAGGACGAUAGAGACAUGUGAACAGUGAAAAAAUGUUUUAAAUCUAAUUUAUUUUAUUUAUUGAUGUUUGAAAGGUUGUUUUGCUAAUCGGAGAGUGCUAUUAUAAUUAUUAUGAUUAUUACUAUUACUAUUAUUAUUAAUUAUUAAUUAUUACUAUAUGUGACAAUUAUUCGUCGUGGUUGUGUGUCCGCGCAGAUCAUUUUAAAAUGCCAAAGUUACAUGUAGAUGUUUAAUUGCAACAGGUCCCAUUGUCGUGACUUUUAAAUGUGCUGUUUUUUCGCAUUUUAAUUCAUUCCUCAUUCGCACUUACUGUUUAUUCUGGCACAGUUGUGAUAAUCAUAUUUCAUUGCAUGUUUUCGCCAUUUUUCAUCCAUCGAUACGGGUAAAAGUGCAAAGAAGCUAUCUCAUCACUUGAAUGAGUUGUGCGAAAAGUGUG